This is a messenger RNA of Saccoglossus kowalevskii, 1170 nucleotides long. RefSeq lists its product as uncharacterized. NCBI's taxonomy places the organism in Eukaryota, Metazoa, Hemichordata, Enteropneusta, Harrimaniidae. Gene Ontology annotation, biological process: cell-matrix adhesion. The record is from RefSeq and is a predicted model, not a curated record. Gene Ontology annotation, molecular function: calcium ion binding.
AUGUGGAAAUGGAAUGUAUUUCUAGUUUUAAUAACGUGUUUCAGACCAGCCCCAAUAUUGGGUUACGCGAAGAAAUCCAAUCCACACGGUAGUUAUCCUAAAACCAUGCUGCUUCCAGACAAACUCACUGGUUUAGAAAAGACACACCCACAUCGUGUCACCAAGAGAGCAACCUGUGGUCAGAUUCUGACGAGUUCAACAGGGACGGUAACUUCACCGAAUUAUCCUAGCAAUUACCCAAGUAACAGCAACUGUGUGACAACAAUUCAAGCACCUACAAAUAAAAUUAUAGAGAUUACACUUACGGAUGUGAAAAUCGAGAUAGAAUCGUAUACGUCUUCGGGUGAUCCUGAUCAUCCAGCUGGAAUAAGAUGUCUCUGGGAUUACGUAGAGUUUGAGGACGUCGGCAUUGCAAGAACCAAAUACUGUGGAGAGUUUUCAGGAAGGGUAUGGACGUCGUUCGACAGCAAGGUCAACGUUCUUUUCUUUUCUGACGAUUCCGCCCAGUACAGGGGGUUUGCGGCAAGCUACACUUUCCUUGACAAACCAACAGAUCCACUGAUGUUCGACUUCGGGGUGUCAACCGCUGAUAUUGAAUUCCCACCAGCGGAUGAUGGGAGCGUCGUAUUGAAUGGAAUAUCCUAUACAUUCUUCGGUACAUCACACAGUCAACUCUGGGUAAACACAAAUGGAGUCUUAUCAUUCGAUGACGAAGAGUUGUCGUACAGUCCGCUACCUAUUCCCCACGGAACAAACCAUUUACUUGCACCAUAUUGGGCUGAUGUUGACGUGCGCAGUGGAGGGCAGCUGUUUUACCGACAGACAACGGAUACGGCCACUCUGGACAAAGCAGACACAAUUAUAUCGUCGGCCUUCGGAAUUAAUUUCCAGUCGACAUCAGCCAUAGUUAUCACGUGGUAUGACGUUGCAUUCUUUGCAACAUCUGCAAUAGGGCAGAAAUCGCGUAAUACGUUUCAAGCUGUUUUAGUGACUGAUAGCAACGGAUGUGGCCACGUCAUCUUCAAUUACGCUGACAUCACGUGGACUACGGGAGCCUCAGUCGAUGCAGGAGGUGAUGUUAACACUGGACUUGGUGGCAUUGCAGCUCAGGUUUGCACAGCUUAAGUUCACAAAUACAUUAAAUAAAAAAACCAUAUAUACGAAUAACGC